AUGAUCUCGCAGUUCUUCGUGCUCUCGCAGCGUGGCGAUAACAUCGUCUUCCGCGACUAUCGCGGUGAAGUACCAAAAGGAAGUGCGGAGAUAUUUUUCCGGAAGGUGAAGUUUUGGAAAGAAGAUGGGCAAGAGGAAGCACCACCUGUCUUUAAUGUGGAUGGUGUCAACUACUUUCAUGUGAAGGUUGUUGGACUAUUAUUUGUUGCAACCACAAGAGCUAAUGUAUCGCCAUCUCUUGUCUUGGAACUUCUUCAAAGAAUUGCCCGUGUCAUCAAAGAUUAUGUUGGAGUUCUCAAUGAAGAUUCUAUAAGGAAGAAUUUUGUGCUUGUGUACGAGUUGCUUGAUGAAGUCAUAGAUUUUGGCUUUGUGCAAACAACAUCAACUGAACUGUUGAAGUCUUAUAUCUUUAAUGAGCCAAUUAUUCUUGAUUCUGCACGUUUAUCAUCUAUUGGCCCUACUGGCCUUUUUAUGCAAGGGACAAAGAGAAUGCCUGGAACAGCUGUCACAAAAUCAGUUGUUGCAAGUGAGCCUGGCGGUAGGAAGAGGGAGGAAAUUUUUGUGGAUAUAAUCGAGAAGAUCAGUGUUACUUUUAGCUCUAGUGGGUACAUACUGACUUCUGAGAUUGAUGGCACCAUUCAAAUGAAGAGCUAUCUCACUGGCAAUCCAGAAAUCCGAUUAGCUCUUAAUGAGGACCUGAGCAUAGGAAGAGGUGGAGGAUCGGCAUAUGACUAUAGGAGUUCCUUUGGCUCAGGAGCAGUGAUACUUGAUGAUUGUAAUUUUCAUGAAUCUGUACGUCUUGAUAAUUUUGAAGUAGACAAAACUCUGACCCUAGUACCCCCUGAUGGUGAAUUUCCUGUCAUGAACUACCGUAUGACUCAGGAGUUCAAGCCUCCUUUUCGCAUUAAUGCUUUGAUUGAAGAAGCAGGAGCACUUAAGGCCGAAGUGAUUCUGAAAAUAUUUGCUGAGUUCCCAUCAAACAUUACUUCAAACACAAUUGCUGUACAAAUGCCGCUACCUAAAUAUACAAUCAGAGCCAGUUUUGAGUUGGAACCAGGAGCAGUUGGGCAAACAACAGAUUUCAAGGAAGCAAAUAAGAGACUUGAAUGGGGUUUAAAGAAGAUUGUUGGUGGAUCUGAACAUACACUGCGUGCCAGACUGACCUUUUCACCGGAAGCACAUGGAAAUAUAACAAAAGAAUCUGGUCCAGUUAGCAUGACGUUUACAAUACCUAUGUAUAAUUCUUCAAGACUUCAGAGUCCUGUUGAAUUUGUUGCUCGUAUCCUAUUGCUAUGCGAGUUUUUUGGUCAGGUUGUGUUCUACGAGUUGGGUUGGGCUGCUAGCCCAUCUUGA
Messenger RNA from Prunus armeniaca (apricot), 1353 nucleotides. The record is from the annotation of a GenBank genome assembly. Lineage: Eukaryota; Viridiplantae; Streptophyta; Magnoliopsida; Rosales; Rosaceae.